Messenger RNA from Necator americanus (New World hookworm), 747 nucleotides. RefSeq lists its product as uncharacterized. Lineage: Eukaryota; Metazoa; Nematoda; Chromadorea; Rhabditida; Ancylostomatidae. The record is from RefSeq and is a predicted model, not a curated record. The transcript has 9 exons. Bases 1 to 747 code for a protein of 248 amino acids.
AUGGGGGAGGACAUAUUUGACAUUUUAAUUCAUAACUACACGAAGACAAACAAUCAGGAAUUGAAGCAACGCUUGAGCAGAACGUCAGUCUCUUCCGACGUAGACAUCGAUAAAAUUGUGAAGGAAAGCAAGACAACUACUAUUACAGAAACAAGAGAAACAAUUCAUUUCCGACCUCGAAGGGACUCCAGACGAGAUGUCAGCUCCAGCUCGCUGGAAGUUCCUAUGCGAAAGCGAUUAUCGAUAUUGGACAGUUCCUCUGAUGAGAAGAGAGCACAAAAACAGGUCUCCCCGUCCUCAUCCAGUCACUAUCAUAGAGCACAGAUAUCGCGUUCAUGUAGUAGACCAACAAUACCGGACGAGGAAGUGCAAAAACCGCUGAGUGACAAUGAUGGGGAUCUGGCAGCUGAUUACGCGAACUUGGAGAAGGAACUGAAGGAUAUCAAUGAGAAGAACAAAGAACUCAGAACGAAAUUCUUUGGCGAGAAGAGCGAGACAGCAAUAUUGAGCUCUCCUUCACCAGUACCUGCGGUCUCGGCUCGGAUUCAAGAGUGGGAUUCCAUGAGCAAAAGGUCGGGUGAGAUCACUAGACGCGAAAAGAAAAGAUGUACUUUUGCCAGUACUGCUUGCGAUCUUGAACCAGAGAAUAUUCUGAGUCAUUCAUCUAUUGCCCCAGAAGUAUCAAUUGCUACGUUCAGAGUGAUGUUUAAAUUGUUUAAUCAGUUCUUUCUUCUUUGUUUGCAAUAA